This is a messenger RNA of Spea bombifrons (plains spadefoot toad), 2351 nucleotides long. It is a transcript of the gene NPHP1, whose product is annotated as nephrocystin 1. The transcript has 21 exons. Gene Ontology annotation, cellular component: cilium; cytoplasm. Gene Ontology annotation, molecular function: protein binding. Gene Ontology annotation, biological process: protein localization involved in establishment of planar polarity. The record is from RefSeq and is a predicted model, not a curated record. Lineage: Eukaryota; Metazoa; Chordata; Amphibia; Anura; Pelobatidae. Bases 259 to 2304 code for a protein of 681 amino acids.
UAGUGGCUUGAAACUGCACUGCACUCAAUCAGCGAUUCCGUUUUAUUGCCACACACAGUAUGGCCGCUCUGCUUCCCAAGGCCCAAUCAACGCAUGCGGAGAAUCGGCAUCAGCGCCUUGUUAUGACGUACCUACAGGUUGUCGCAGCGUUUGGCUCCUAGCGACCGUCUGCUCAUAUACUCCGGCGGCUUGUUAAAACAUUUGUCAUCACUGUUUAGGUUGAGGACAUUGCGUUUCUCCUCCCGUCCUGAAAAGGCAAUGUCUAUCAAAAGGGGAAGAGGUCCCUUGCAAAAUACCAUUAAAGUGACUGAUGAUCUGGAAAGAAAGUUUAAUGCCCUGUUGCAAGAAACAUUGCGUAAGGAUGUUUUGGAGCCCUCUAUAAAGAAUGACUUUUACCAGAGGUGUAUACAGUUAAAGAGCUUGAUUGAUAACAACAGAGAAGCUCUUCAAAAGUUAAAAAAGGAUGAUGAACCCGCACCUGUUGGGAACUAUGAACGGCGGAAAGAAGAGGAAGGCCAACGCUUGUUAAAGCUCUCACGCAGCCUGCAGGAGAUAGCACAGACCCUGGUACAUGGAGACGAUCAUCCCGGAAAACAGACUGACACUAGUCAACCAUCAGACGGAGCCAGCGAAGGUGAAACGGAAGAAGAUGAAGAAGAAGAGGAGAAUGACGAUGAUGAAGAGGAGAGUGAAGAAGAAGAUGAUGAGGAAGAAGAUGAAUUUAAUUCGACCAUAAGAGAAUAUAUCACUCUGGGAGAUUUCCAAGCUCAGCAGAAAGAUGAUCUAUCAUUCCUAAAAGGUGAAAUGCUGCAUAUUGUGGAUAAAAAACCCGAUGGCUGGUGGGUAGCUGAAAACUCUAAGGGAAAUAAAGGACUUGUACCAAAGACAUACUUGCAGGUAUACAAGAAAGGUGAGCAAAUUCCUGAUCCCAGUGAGGAGGAAAGCGAAGAAGAGGCAGAGGACACGGCAGAUGCCGCUGUGAAAAAGUCUGUUGAAGAUUCAGUAUCUCAAAUGAGCUCUUCAAAGAGGACGCAAGAGAUGAGUUCAACAGAUGCAUUAGUUGCAAUGGGCACAAUACCUGCUGGGUUUCGUUCAUCAACCUUGACAUCACUGCUAGAGCAAGGCAAACAAUAUAGAUCAAGUACAUACCUCCAGCCAGAACUUACCCCUUCGCAGCUAGCUUUUAAGGAUCUGUUAUGGGACCAGGAGAGUGAUGCCAUUCAAGCUCUGCCCACCCGCGUCUCCUUGAUUUUGACAUUAUGGAGCUGUAAAAUGAUACCCCUGCCUGCGGCUAGCAUCCAGAUACUUAGCCGGCAUGUGAGACUCUGCCUGUUUGAUGGCACCAAGGUCCUAAGCAACAUUCACACAGUCAGAGCGACGUGGCUGCCCAAAAAUUCCAAAACAUGGACCUUUUCUCCAAGGGUUACUGGAAUUCUUCCCAGUUUACUGGAUGGUGAUUGUUUUGUCAGGUCUGGCAGUCAGUCUCCAGAUCUUGGAAUCCUGUUUGAACUGGGGGUCACCUAUAUCCGCAACUCAACGGGUGAGAGAGGGGAGCUGAGCUGUGGUUGGACAUUUUUAAAACUUUUUAAUGUCAAUGGCGUCCCGAUACCUCCAAAGACAUACGAGCUCACUCUAAAUGGCGGUACUCCUUAUGAAAGAGGGGUAGAAGUGGAUCCAUCAAUUGCAAGGCGAGCCAACAGUGGAGUAUUUCACCAGAUGAUGAUGCAAAGAAGACAACCACGACUUCUAGUAAAACUUAGGUCUCUAAAUGUGAGACGGAGGGAAAUGUUGAACUCGCUGCCAGAGACAAUACUUGGCAGCACGUGCUACAUUCCUUUGCUGGCGUUCUAUCGGCAAAUCCUCGCCGAUGUCCUUUUGAAAGAACGAGUAAGCAUGCAGAACGCAGAUCUGAUCAGCAACCCGUUUCUAGCUACAUUUCCAGGAGCAACGGAGCAGCCUGAUAUCAUGGAUGCUCUUAGGAGCGGAUGGGCUGAAAAGCAGAAUUCUAUGAAGAGAUCGGAAAAGAGAGACAAAGAGUUUCUGAAAAGUGCCUUUAUUCAUGUGUACCAUGACACCGUAUACCCUCUUCUGCAAUCAACUUUUCUGUUGCCAUCAAAGUGGGCUGAUGAUGAAACAGAAGCUUCCCGUUGGAAGGUGAUUGCGGACUUUCUGAAGCAAAACCGUGAGAAAGAAGGAUCUCUCCACUACCUCUUGUCUCCAGACAACAUUCACAAGCCCUUUGAUAUAUCCGAAAUAACGUAUGACUUCCUCAGUGUCCCAAAACAGACUGCAGUGUCUUUGUGAAAGCAGAAAAACACAAUACAAUAGAGAUAUUUUUUCUUCUUCAGUAA